This is a messenger RNA of Cantharellus anzutake, 637 nucleotides long. RefSeq lists its product as uncharacterized. The record is from RefSeq and is a predicted model, not a curated record. The transcript has a single exon. Lineage: Eukaryota; Fungi; Basidiomycota; Agaricomycetes; Cantharellales; Hydnaceae. The coding region runs from base 147 to 470 and encodes 107 amino acids.
AAAAAGACCCACAUAUAUUCCCACUAGUUGGAGAGAAAAGUCACAAGGUCCAGUACCAUAUAUAUAUAUAUAUAUAUACGCCGGAAACAUGCGACCAAGAGCAAGCGAAGCAGAGCCAGCAGAUCCCGAUCGUCCGAUCACAACUAAUGAACGAUUCAACUCGAUCACCCAAUUUUAAAAAAAUACCUUUUCUAUUUUUUCAUUUGUUGACUGUUAUUUUGGCAUUUCUUUCCCAAGUCCCGUUUAUGGGACACCUAUCUCAAUUUCAAUAUUCAUAUUCAAUUCAACCCUUGGCCUAUUUUACUUGUGCCAAACCUUGCACCUUUUCCGUCCUUUCGCUUUUCAACUACCACCACCACCACCCACCAACCACCCACCCAAUCAUCGUCUCUCUCUGUCUAUCCUCUCUUUUCUCUCUAUCUAUCCCUCUAUCUAUCUACACCCAAAGAUCUUCGCCAGUAGUGAUCUAACACAACCGUUCUAUCUUCACGUUCUACCUUUUUACCCAAAGUAUACCAGAGGGGUUGCUCAACCUCCCCCCCCUCUUUUUCCUCGAAAAAAAGGAUGACUUGUACCAUCCCGCCUCUCGGUCAGACUCGAUGCUGUACGUUCUCCUCCCUUCUUCCACUACCACCCG